This is a messenger RNA of Pistacia vera, 650 nucleotides long. RefSeq lists its product as uncharacterized. Bases 29 to 616 code for a protein of 195 amino acids. NCBI's taxonomy places the organism in Eukaryota, Viridiplantae, Streptophyta, Magnoliopsida, Sapindales, Anacardiaceae. The transcript has 6 exons. The record is from RefSeq and is a predicted model, not a curated record.
CGAGGCUAAGCGCGCUGUCCAUUGGGGCAUGGACCUUGCCGCCUUCUCCACUCCUCAAAUCAAACGCAUCCUCAAAGUGGCUUCUCUUGACCAAGAUGUGUUGGAUGCUCUAAUGCUAGUUAAGAGACUUGGGCCCGAUGUUAAAGAAGGAAAGCGGAGGCAGUAUAACUAUAUAGGUAAACUGCUGCGGGAAGUUGAACCAGACUUGAUGGAAGCAUUAAUUCAGGCAACAAAAGAUGGAGACCAUCAUACGCUGCAUGCUUUAGCUGGCUCAGAGGCAAAAAUCAUUGGAGAUGAUGACCAAGAGUCUGAAGAAAGUGAGAAUGAGGAGGAAGAAGAGGAAUCACUUGAGCAUAUCAACAAGGCAACUAGAUGGUUCGACGGCCUGAUAAGUAAGGAUGUUCAAAUUACAAAUGAGGUUUACUCAAUUCAGAAUGUUGAUUUUGAUCGUCAGGAAUUGCGCAAACUUGUGAAGAGAGUACACGCAAGUGAAGAAAGCAGGACUGUUGUUGAAGUAAAUGAAAGGGAAGUUGAUGCAGCAAUUAUAAGUGCCAAAAAGUCCCUCACUCGUUUUCUUCGCAUCCUUGCCAAGCGUAUAGCGGUGGAUGAUGUCUAAUUAAUUUUGUAUAUAGCAUCAUUAUUAUUCUUUU